UACAACGCCGCCACAUUUUACAACCUAUGCAUCCAGAAAUCAACUGGGGAACAUCCCCUCUUCUGUCUUCUUCUCUCACUAGUCACGACCGCAGUUUCAGUUUCAAAAACUGCAGAUUUUGAAGCCAACCGUAAACCAUGCAACCCACCAUGGAUAAGAAUCUCUCCCACUACUUAACACUUCAAACUGUUCAUAAAUUGCCACGCACACAUACCCUUAUACACGCGUCCAUCUUCUGGGACACGUUCUUCCCCUCAAUUCUCUUCCACCUUUCUCUUAUAAGUGCAAUUCGAACUCCCAAAACUAAUCUCUCUCUCUCUCUCUCUCUCUGCAAUUAAAUGGCGAAGAGGAGAAAUCUGAGUUCGAAAUUUUUGUUUUCCAUUGUCAUUGCCAUUAUUUUCUCAUGGUAUGUUCCUGAUGCUGCUGCAAUUAGAGGGUCUAAAGAUGUUGUAUCGGGUUCUGGUGCUGCAACCCUGGUCACGAAAGAAGAUAGGAAAACCCUCGUUAGGACGGAUUCCGGUGUGAUUACAUCUGUUGAAAUCGGUGAUGGCACCCGAAAGCCCCACCAACUUCAGUCCAUCACCUUGGACCCCAAUUCUCUCUUACUUCCUGUACUUUUGCAUUCAGACAUGGUUUUCUAUGUACAUACAGGGAGUGGUAGCAUGAGUUGGGUUGGUGAGGAUGGAAGGUAUGAGACACUGGUGAAGCGAGGUGAUAUCUAUUGGAUUCCUGAGGGUUCUCUGUUCUUCGCUCGAAGUAGCUUGGAGUCCACAAGGGAGAGACUCAGGAUUUAUGCUAUCUUCACUGAUACAAAUGACCAAAACCCAUAUGAGCCUUAUAUCGGGCCUUACUCCAUGCUGAGCGAUCUGGUGCUGGGCUUUGAUGACAAAACCCUCCAAUUGGCUUUCCGGGUUCCUCAAGAAGUGAUAGAAGAGAUAUCGAGUGGGACCAAGCCUCCGGCGAUCGUGCAUGCAACAUUCAGGAAUGAAACAGAGGAGUCGGAGGAGGACAGAGGAGACUGGAGAGCUGGGAUAAUUGAGGCCCUUAUAGGACCUGAGCCCCAAGAACUCGACAACGACAAGAAGAUGCCGAAGCAGGCCAAGACCUUCAAUAUCUUCACUGAGAAGCCCGACUAUGAGAAUUGCAAUGGCUGGAGUUUGGAGGUGAACCCCAAGAAGACGAAAGCCUUGAAAGGUUCCAAUGUUGGGGUUUACAUGGUGAACUUAACUAAGGGUUCAAUGAUGGCGCCUCAUUGGAAUCCAAGGGCAACAGAGAUAGCUAUUGUGACCCACGGGCAAGGGAUGAUUCACGUUGUCUGCCCUAGCAAUGCAAAUGAGACGGAGUGCAAGAACACGAGGUUUAGGGUCAGCGAGGGAGACGUCUUUGUUGUUUCAAGAUUCCACCCAAUGGCCCAGAUUUCCUUCAACAACGACACGUUUGUGUUCAUGGGUUUUAGUACAAUGGCAGCAAAGAAUUACCCUCAAUUCCUAGCGGGGAAGAGCUCCGUACUUCGAACAUUGGACAGAGAGAUACUGGCCACGGCAUUUAAUGUUCCUAACACGACGAUUGAUCAGUUGUUAGCUUCGCAGGUGGACUCCGUCAUACUGGAGUGCACAUCUUGCGCCGAGGAAGAAGAGGCGGCGAUGGAGGAGGAGAUCGAGAAGGAAAGGCAACAGGAGGAAGAGGAGGAGGCUAGAAGGAGAGAAGAGGAAGAAGAAGAAAGGAAGAGAAGGGAGGAAGAGGAGGAAGAGGCUAGGAGUAGAGAAGAGGAGGAGGAAGAGGCCAGGAGGAGGGAAGAGGAGGCAAGAAGACAAGAAGAGGAAGCAGAGGAGGCCAGGAGGGAGGAAGAAGAGAAGGAAGCCAGGAGGAGCGAAGAGGAGGCAAGAAGACAAGAAGAGGAAGAAGAGGAAGCAAGGACAGAGAAAGAAGAUCUGGAAGCCAGGAGAGAAGAGGAGGCAAGAAGACAAGAGGAGGAAGAGGCAAUGAGAGAGGAAGAAGAGAGGCAACAGGAACGAGCUCAUCGUAGGCAGGAAGCCAAAGAAGCAGCUAGACGCAGAGAGGAAGAAGAAGCUGGGAGGAGGCCGGAAAGGCGAAAGAGGUGGAGCGAGGAAGAAGAGGCAAGAAGGCAAGAAGAAGAGAGGCAAAGAAGAACGAGGGAGGAGUGGGAAGGUGACGGUGAAGGUGAAGGUGAAGGUGAAGACGAAGACGGAGAGGAGGUCAGAAGACUCUUGAAGAGUAAGUGGAGGUUCUGAUGUGAUCUUGCAACUCAAAACGAUGUCCUUCGUUUUUGUAAAUAUCUAACCACAUGGAACGUAAUCCCAUGCUCUGUUUUAAAAUUCAAGCUUCCUCUAAUGGUUUGAGCCAAUCUGAGUCGAGUUCCGUUUUUGCUUUAAUGCAAAUAUCUAAUCUAAUGUCAAUAAUAUGAUGACGAGUGGAAAGGAUGGUUUUACGACC
Macadamia integrifolia is the source of this 2454-nucleotide messenger RNA. RefSeq names its product vicilin-like seed storage protein At2g18540. Lineage: Eukaryota; Viridiplantae; Streptophyta; Magnoliopsida; Proteales; Proteaceae. The transcript is spliced from 5 exons. The record is from RefSeq and is a predicted model, not a curated record. The coding region runs from base 339 to 2252 and encodes 637 amino acids.